AUGUUCUACUGUCUAAGAUUUGCAAAAUAUCAAUUCAGGUUCGUCUCAGCUUGUUCAGCAUUAACAAACAGUGAUGCACUUCUAUGUAAGGUGAUUCCGGAUGGCCAAGAAUGGGAUUCGACGAGCAAUGAUUAUGCAGGAAUUUUUCAAUUUUGUUUUUGGCGGUUUGGUCGGUGGAUCGACGUUAUUAUAGAUGAUUUACUGCCAUGUAGGAGUGGCAAAUUGUUUUAUGGUUGCUACGAGAAUUUAGUAGGAGGACAGUUAGCGGAUGCGCUUCAGGAUGUUUCUGGUGGAGUCGCUGAAACACUUAUUGUCCAUAGAUUUAUCAGCCAGCAUAAAAAAAUACUGAAUGGAAUGAAUAGUACCGAUGACUUACAUUUAUCUAAAAGGCUAAAUAAUUUGGCUAACGGAAAUUUAACUUCACUUUCUGUCUACAAAACUGGAAUCUCUGCAUCAAAACGACUUUUCUACACACUUAAACAUGCGUUCAAUCGCGAAGCACUUAUUGUUGCAGCUAUUUCGGCUAAAAAUGAUGAAGUUGAGAAAAGCCUUGAGUGCGGAUUGGUCAUGGGACAUGCUUAUGCGUUAACCUCAAUUCAGUUUAUUGAACUUGAUGCUCUGCAGCUAAUUAAUAAGAGUAAACCAGACCGAGGACUAGAGACAACUGGAAAGCGACAGGCAAUGGUUCGACUUCAAAAUCCUUGGGGCGAAAAGGAAUGGAAUGGACCCUGGAGUGACGGUUCAGCUGAGUGGGAGCAAGUGACUAAUGUGCAAAAGUCCCGCUUAGGUAUUACGGCAAAUGAUGACGGCGAGUUUUGGAUGCCCUGGGAAAAAUUCUUAGAAUACUUCACCGAUAUAAGUGUGUGCCAAAUGCUGAUACCGCUGGAAUUGGGAGUCCGGUCGAAAAAGGCCAGCAGACGAUCUAACGCAACUAUAGGAACUCCUUUGAAUCGACGAUAUCACGAAUGGAUUAAUUCUGAAUUCAGAUGUCCAAACUUUACGGCUACAUUCUGCUUUAACCCACAAUUCCUGCUAGAGUUUUCUGGGCCUGGAACUGCUGAAGUGAUUCUUGCGCUCAAUCAACCCGAUAAGUUUUAUGGUAAGAGAAGACUACCUUAUCUUGCCGUUGGUAUGCAACUCAUGCGUGUUGAAUUUAACAGACGGCACCGUCUUCAUAGACUCCUUCCGAGUACAGCUACUUCGGAGUACAGUUCUGGGCGCUCAGUUCAUUUACAUCUUGAUAAGCUUACUCCUGGUCGAUGUAUGUUUUGCGGAGGUUCUUCUCUUAAAAUAUUCAUUUUUAGAUAUCCUGAUACCGUCUAG
Messenger RNA from Meloidogyne enterolobii, 1323 nucleotides. Lineage: Eukaryota; Metazoa; Nematoda; Chromadorea; Rhabditida; Meloidogynidae. The record is from the annotation of a GenBank genome assembly.